Molecule: messenger RNA, 1411 nt
Organism: Quercus robur (English oak)
Lineage: Eukaryota; Viridiplantae; Streptophyta; Magnoliopsida; Fagales; Fagaceae
Exons: 4
Coding region: 120-1262 (380 amino acids)
Biological process (GO): oxidative RNA demethylation
Cellular component (GO): nucleus; cytoplasm
Molecular function (GO): oxidative RNA demethylase activity; broad specificity oxidative DNA demethylase activity; ferrous iron binding
Source: RefSeq, a predicted model, not a curated record
UUCACAUUCCAGGUCUAUUCGUCAGUCAUGUUUCCGAGACGGCGCUAAAAUCAGCAAAUACAAAAAUGAAAAAUCACAGUCAGUUCGGUUCGUUUGCUACCUAAACGGCGUCGCAUAGUAUGCUUCUACAGCUCCACCGUACAAUCACCUCGUCAUUAACGAGGUAUCUCUAUCAUCGUCAUAAACAUCUUCGUACGGUUCCGACUAUUUCCCGCCAAAUUUCCCUGCCGUUCUCAUCGCUAAGGAGCAUGAAGAAUUCGCGAGGACAAGAUUCUAAUUCAAGCCCUAAACCUAGUACUCACAAUUCCUCGAUUUCCUAUGACCCUGCUGUAAAGACUGACGAGUCAUUACUGCCUACUCAAUUUGGGAAAAAGCGCAAGCAUUCUAAUGGCAAAAGACUCCAACUUGGACAAAGCAAUUCAAAACAUGUGGCUGGUACCAAUUUUGCUGAUUGUUCCGAGGUUUUGCCUGAGGUGAAACCAUUUGAUAUGUGCCUAUCUGGAAGCAGAAGUUCUGCUACAUCAACAGGUUGUUUGAAUGAGAAGUGGAAUGAAAUGGGGCACAUUGUGGAAGGGACAGAGCAAAGAGUAUUGAGACCUGGGAUGGUUCUACUAAAACGAUACAUCACCCUCAGUGAACAGGUUGAAAUAGUAAAGAAAUGUAGAGUACUUGGUCUUGGCCAAGGGGGAUUUUACCAGCCAGGUUAUCAAGAUGGGGCAAAACUUCGUCUGCAGAUGAUGUGUCUUGGCCUGAACUGGGAUCCUGAAACCAGAAAGUAUAAAGAACAACGGGUUUUUGAUGGAAGUAAGGCACCUGCCAUUCCACAUGAGUUUAGUCUGUUGGUUAAAAGAGCAAUUCAAGAUGCGCAUGCCCUCAUUAAGAAAGAAUAUAAAGUUAGUAAUGUAGAAGAUAUACUCCCUUCAAUGUCUCCGAACAUAUGCAUUGUCAACUUUUAUACUACCCACGGGAGACUUGGUCACCACCAGGAUCGUGAUGAAAGCAGAGAGAGUCUCCUCAAGGGAUUGCCUGUUGUCUCCUUAUCUGUUGGUGAUUCAGCAGAAUUCCUGUAUGGCAAUCAGAGGAAUGUGGAUAAGGCAGAGAAAGUUCUGCUAGAAUCAGGAGAUGUUUUGAUUUUUGGUGGUAAAUCUAGACAUAUAUUUCACAGUGUAGCAUCUAUCAUACCAAAGUCGGCACCUAGGGCCUUGUAUGAGGAAACUAGUCUUCGUCCUGGCCGUGUCAACCUUACCUUCAGACAGUUUUGAAAAACCUUUCAAUCAUACCACAGGUCAGGCAUUUGCUUAAUUGCUUGCAUUGCACCCAUUAUUGUAAGAUAUUUUAGAAUUGUAGUCCAGCUGAAAUUAUGUUAUACAUUAUUAAGAUUGUGACAGGUUGUUGUCGCUAUGUUUUGUCA